GUGGCCCAGUUGCCCCUGUCGGUGAGCGACGGCCGCUGGCACCACAUUUGCAUCACCUGGACGACGCGGGACGGCUUCUGGGAGGCAUACCAGGAUGGGGAGAGGCUGGGCACCGGGGAGAACCUGGCCCCCUGGCACCCAAUUAAACCUGGAGGGGUGAUCAUCCUGGGACAGGAACAGGACAUGGUGGGGGGUCGUUUCGACGCCACCCAGGCCUUCGUUGGCGAGCUGAGCCAGUUCAACAUGUGGGACCGGGUCCUCCGGCCUGUGGACAUCAUGGGAAUGGCCAACUGCUCCUCCUACAUGCCCGGGAACAUUGUUCCCUGGAUCGACACCAACGUAGAAGUCAUGGGAGGAGCAUCCAAGGUGGCGUUGGAGAUCUGCGAGGACCGUAUGUUCGAACCGUAAAGGAGUUGGAUGUGUAACGUUGUCAUGACACUGGGUUCCGAAGGUUCCGGAGGCUUGAGAGGUGGUUCUGGUUCCGCGCUCUCUGUGCUGCUUCAGAAACACCCCUCAAGGAGGAAAAAGGGCUCAACGGGUAUUGCCUUUGUUUACAGACCUAGAUCUAGUAAAUGGGUCAACUUCUUCUUUUCCCAAUGUGUUUUGGUGUGAUUUUCCAUGCUUAAGUACAUGGCUCACAAGUUCAUGCCCAUUCCAACRUGAUUCUAACUAGAGGAUUUUACAGAGAACCCACUUGAGACUGAGGACUCUCUACUCUGUAUUCUGUCUUUUACUCCUUUAGCUAGAUAUCCUUUUGACUGAGUCAUGUUUGAACACAGCUCCUCUCUAAGGCAUUUCAAACACUGAUAAUUGAGCACUGUACUGUAUUCAGAGAAUGUGAGCUAAUAUAUAACCCAUAGAAGCUUUUAUUGUGUUGUGUGGACAGCUAUUUCUGAGUUGCAUGGCAAACUUCUUCGGUAAAUGAUGUGAGCUUGUGUUCCUUUGCAGUAAAAAGAAGCCCCAUGUUCCAGAGAGGGCUAUUGAUGAGUAUAGAAUGUAAAGGCAAUGGUGGAAUAGACCAUUUUCAACGUGUGCAUGUGUUUUGACCUGUCACUGAGAGUAUUGAGUGCAAAAGUGAAUGCAUGCGUACUGUAUGUGUGUAUAUGUGUGUGCAUGUGUACAUGCACAGGUGGGUGUGUUUACUGUAAUAGCAGUUUGUGUGGGUGUGUGCACGCUCUCGUUGUGUAAAAGGCCCUAGAGAUUAGUGACGAGGACAUUCACAUUCUUGUAAAUCUAUUCUAAUACCUCUCCUCCCCUUGAGCAGCUGCCAUCCCAAGCAGCUUUGUGCAGCGGCCGGCCCAGGCAGGUUAAAAGCAAAGUCGGAAAGCUGCCGAGGACUGGCGGGAAGCCGGGAAUUCAGCGCUCUGUGUGCCACACUGGGGGAGCGUGGGUUGGAAUGGGAUGCCAGGGACUGGAUGACCUUCAAGGAAGGAUUUUGUCCAUAAUCUGUGUUAGUAAAUAUCAUGUUUGUCAAAUGAAUGAGAAGAUGAAUGUGAGCUAUUUUACUAUCCCGUUGCAUUGUAUAAUAUAGAGGCAUUUUGCUAUAAGCCAGAGAGACGCUAUGAAAAUGAAGACUGUGAAACUAAAGAUGAGAAGAGAUCUGAAUGUUUCUGGUUGGAACAAGACAAAAAGCACUGGAACACUUUGCUAUGUUUCUGUUUGUAGAAAAUGUCUUUAAUUUCCUUAGGGAUAAGAAAAAAGAACCACGUUCUGAAUUAAUGUUGUGGUUCAUUCCAGUCCAUUUAAACUACAGUGAUUUGAAAUGUGGUGCAGUAGAUACGUGUGUCAAGUUUGCUUCUUCAACGCUGUUCACACUUGUUUUGCUGCAACACAAUACCACAAUGCCUGUCAAUUCAACCCUUAUCUGGUUAUGAAGAGUGCAGAGGACUAACCUGAUGUUAGGAAACAAAUGGACGUUUGUCUCUUCCUUUCCUUUGGGACAUCUUGGAAAGAUUUAUGUUUGUAAAAACAGAACAGCGGGAUUCAGAACAUUUCUGAUGGCCUUUGAGAAUGAUAUAAUGCAGUAAUGUUUUAAAGGGGUACACACCUAUCAUUUUAGAACAUUUAAAAGUUAUUCUACAUAUGAAUGUCCUUUUAUGUGUUAUAUAAAUGUAUGUUUUAUUUCUGUAGAGACGAUUUCAUUUCUUGUAUUUUAUUAGCAUUUCUGCUCAUGAGUUAAUGUGUUUACCUGCACUGAGUCACUAUUUCAUUCAGAAUGUUAGUGGAAGAAGGACAUCUUCUUUUAAAAUGUUCAAUGGCCUUUUUUUCAGCACCGAAUGUGCUUUUUGUUUGCGGAUGAUUCAAAGCAUAAAGUUGGAAUCCUUAAGGUGAAACAGCCACGUCCGUUUGGGAUAUUACAACAACAGAGAAGUUACUGAAAACAACAAACACUGUAUUUCACCUCGGACAUCAUUGCACUACUUUUUUCUUUUUACAAUGCCGUGUGACAAAACAAUAGCAGCGGCGGUGGGAUGACCAGUAGUGCUGCUUUCCCCUACUGUGGAUUCCAUCUUUCAGUUCAGCAAAUAUAAUUUGUAUUUUUUUCCUACAAUGCAACCUUGGAAUUGUGAAAAGAUAAAUGAGAAACAAAAAGGAUUCAGCUGUUGCUUUAACCUCAUCUUCAUCUACCAUUUAUGUUCUGUGUCUCCAUGCAGUGUGGUUGGAUGUCCUCUUGCACCUAAUAAAAUAUUCAAAAUCUAAA
Messenger RNA from Salvelinus sp. IW2-2015, 2701 nucleotides. RefSeq names its product neuronal pentraxin-2. The record is from RefSeq and is a predicted model, not a curated record. NCBI's taxonomy places the organism in Eukaryota, Metazoa, Chordata, Actinopteri, Salmoniformes, Salmonidae.